Molecule: messenger RNA, 2811 nt
Organism: Talpa occidentalis (Iberian mole)
Lineage: Eukaryota; Metazoa; Chordata; Mammalia; Eulipotyphla; Talpidae
Gene: PARN
Product: poly(A)-specific ribonuclease
Exons: 24
Coding region: 49-1965 (638 amino acids)
Biological process (GO): nuclear-transcribed mRNA poly(A) tail shortening
Cellular component (GO): cytoplasm; nucleus
Molecular function (GO): poly(A)-specific ribonuclease activity; RNA binding; metal ion binding
Source: RefSeq, a predicted model, not a curated record
AACGGCGGAGGCGGCCCGCGCGGGGCCGGGGGUGCGGCCGCUCGCAGCAUGGAGAUAAUCAGAAGCAAUUUUAAGAGUAAUCUUCACAAAGUGUACCAGGCCAUAGAGGAGGCGGACUUCUUCGCCAUCGAUGGGGAGUUUUCAGGUAUCAGUGAUGGCCCUUCAGUUACCACAUUAACAAAUGGUUUUGACACUCCAGAAGAAAGAUAUCAGAAGCUUAAAAAGCAUUCCAUGGACUUUUUGCUGUUUCAGUUUGGCCUUUGCACUUUUAAAUAUGACUACACAGAUUCAAAGUAUAUAACAAAGUCAUUUAACUUCUACGUUUUCCCGAAACCCUUCAAUAGAUCCUCACCAGAUGUCAAAUUCGUUUGUCAGAGCUCCAGCAUCGACUUUCUAGCAAGCCAAGGAUUUGAUUUUAAUAAAGUUUUUCACAAUGGGAUUCCCUAUUUAAACCAGGAGGAGGAAAGACAGCUAAGAGAGCAAUACGAUGAGAAGCGCUCACAGUCCAGCGGGCCAGGGGCCCUGUCCUACGUCUCUCCCAACACCUCCAAGUGCCCCGUGACGAUUCCUGAAGACCAGAAGAAGUUCAUUGACCAAGUGGUAGAGAAAAUAGAAGAUUUAUUACAAAGUGAAGAAAAUCAGAACUUGGACUUAGAGCCGUGUACUGGGUUCCAAAGAAAACUAAUUUAUCAGACUUUGAGUUGGAAGUAUCCCAAAGGCAUUCAUGUUGAGACUUUAGAAACUGAAAAGAAAGAGCGGUACAUAGUUAUCAGCAAAGUGGAUGAAGAAGAGCGCAAGCGAAGAGAACAGCAGAAACAAGCUAAAGAACAGGAGGAACUGAAUGAUGCUGUGGGAUUUUCUAGAGUCAUUCAUGCCAUUGCUAAUUCGGGAAAACUCGUGAUCGGACACAAUAUGCUCUUGGAUGUCAUGCACACAGUUCAUCAGUUCUACUGCCCCCUACCUGCGGACUUAAAUGAGUUUAAGGAGAUGACAACUUGUGUUUUCCCCAGACUCUUGGAUACUAAAUUGAUGGCCAGCACACAACCUUUUAAGGAUAUCAUUAACAACACAUCCCUUGCUGAACUGGAAAAGCGGUUAAAAGACACACCUUUCAACCCUCCUCAAGUUGAAAGUGCAGAAGGUUUUCCAAGUUACAACACAGCUUCUGAACAGCUCCACGAGGCAGGCUACGACGCUUACAUCACAGGACUGUGUUUCAUCUCCAUGGCAAACUACCUAGGUUCUUUUCUUAGUCCUCCAAAAAUUCACGUGUCUGCCAGAUCAAAACUCAUUGAACCUUUUUUUAACAAGUUAUUUCUUAUGAGAGUCAUGGAUAUCCCCUAUCUAAACUUGGAAGGCCCAGACUUGCAACCUAAACGUGACCAUGUUCUCCAUGUGACAUUCCCUAAAGAAUGGAAAACCAGUGACCUUUACAAGCUUUUCAGUGCCUUUGGUAACAUUCAGAUAUCCUGGAUUGAUGACACAUCAGCAUUUGUCUCCCUCAGCCAGCCUGAACAAGUACAAAUUGCUGUCAACACGAGCAAAUACGCAGAAAGCUAUCGGAUCCAGACCUAUGCUGAUUAUGUGGGGAAAAAGCAGGAGGAGAAACAGGUCAAAAGGAAGUGGACAGAAGAUGGCUGGAGGGAGGUGGAGCGGAAGCGCCUGAACACCCAGUGCAUACCCUACGCCCUGCGGAACCACUGCUACCGCGCCGCCAGUCUCACAGCUACCAGCACAGGAGGGAAGAGAAACCUGAGUCUCAGUGAAGCAGAAGCUGGCUUGGAGGCCAUGGUGUCGGGGGAUAUUUCUGACACUGAGCUUGAGCAGACAGAUUCCUGUGCAGAGCCCCUCUCAGAGGGAAGGAAGAAGGCCAAGAAGUUAAAAAGAAUGAAGAAGGACCUUUCCCCAGCAGGAAGCAUCUCAGACGGUUCUGCCAACCUCUUUGAAGUUCCCGACACGUGGUAACCGAGGCCCAAGGGAGCCGUCGCUGGCGCUGAGCGGAACCGCGCACACUAGGAAGCCAUACCGUAUUUCACUGGAUAGAAUGUGGCCUGGGAGGGGUUUGCAACCAUGUCUCCUGGGGGGACAAAACCAGUUUUUAUUUUUGUGGCUGCAUUUCUUUUUCUCCUUUUUAUAUCAACUGUCUGCUGCCAGCACGGCUGCAGGCUGUGGUGACCGUGCCCACCAUUAGCCAGUCCAUUGUCUGUUGCUCAUCUGACACUUUUGUCAUAAACUGUUGUCUUCAAGAGUCCACCCGGGGGAAGGUCAGCUGCGAGCUGGGCAGAGAGAGGCAGUGCUGUGGGUGCUGUGACCACAGGUUUCGGGGGACUGUGCUGCCUCCCUCGGGGGCCCUCAUUCUACUCCUGCUGACUUGAGGGCCGUCUUGGGCGGUGGCCAUAGCCUCCUGCCUCCCCUCAGAGCUGCCUGAAAACAUUAAGUUCUCCAGCUUGUUUUACCAGCAGGAACGUGUCUACUUGUCCACCCCGAAGGAACCGAACGCUGCCUGCCUUUGGGACUCGCUUACUCCCCCAUCUUGUUUCCUGCCAUGAGCUGCUCAUGGGGGAUUGUCCGUGCAAAGCCCGACUAUUUCCACGCGCUGCGCUCGCGCUCCACGCCGGCCUGGCCGCCUCUGCAUCUGGGGCAGUGAGGUCCGACAGCCCCACAUGGGCGGCCUCCUCUGUGAGGCCAUCGCAGCAGCGGUGGGACCUGUGGAUCCACUCACUAGAUCCGCUUCAUAGAGAUCAUUGUUAGAUAUUUAACGUUUUUGUAUCAUGGAACUAAAAAAAAAAACUGUAUUUCCAAAAGAUGAAA